GGCCCUGGCCCUAUGUCAUGCCACCAGGACGCCCCAUUGUGUCGGAUUGCGGCAGCGAGUCCUACGGCUCAGCAGAACUUUUGGAUCACUAUUUGAAUCCUUUGGCAGUGUUGCAUCCGAGUUACAUCAAAGACACCAAUGAUUUUGUUCAGAAAGUACAAGCCCUAACCUUGCCUCCAACUUGUCUGUUGUUUUCCAUGGAUGUUGAAAAUUUGUACACGAAUAUUGACACGUCUAAAGGUUUGGAGGCAGUACGCAAUGUCCUGACACGUAAUCCGGUAGUGGGCCGCCCGGAUAAACACAUUUUGGCGUUGCUAGAACUUAAUUUGACCAAGAAUGAUUUUCAAUUUAACAAGGAGUGGUUUCUACAGGUCAAGGGGACAGCAAUGGGAAAGCGUUUCUCUCCAGCCUAUGCCAACAUCUAUAUGGCGGAGUGGGAAGAGGGCGCCUUGGCACAGUCUCCUAAGAAACCUAUUACCUACCUGAGGUACUUGGACGACAUUUGGGGGAUCUGGGGGGAUUCUAGGGAAGAAUUUGAUCUCUUCCUAAAAACGCUAAAUGACCAGCACCCUUCAAUUAACCUUACGGCACAGGUUAGCGAAAGGGAAAUAAAUUUUCUCGAUACAACCACAUUUAAAGGAUCGGAAUUUAAUAUGACAGGGAAAUUGGACACACGAGUGUUUUUCAAACCCACAGACACUCAUGCAUUGUUGCACAAACAGAGUUUUCACCCGAAACACACAUUUAAAGGUUUGAUCUACUCACAACUCUUGCGAUUCGAAAGAAUUUGCACUCGUUCAGAGGACAGAGAAGAAGCAACCAGAGUUUUGUUCAAGGCCUUACGACAACGGGGCUAUUCCCGGUCAUUUCUCCGUAGGGUCAAACUACAGGCAGGGAAAAAGACGAGGGGAAGAGAGACAUAAGGUGGUUUCGGCCUUCAAAAGAAAUCCAAAUUUAAAAGAACUGUUGGUGAGCACUAAAAUGCAGACCAGGCCCUCUCGCGCGGCCAGGAGAUCAGUAGGAGUGAUAUCAGAUUCUCAGAAAAGAGAACAUUUCUUCAUUCAAACAGGCAAAGACUUAUCUACACGGAAUGCGGUCUACUGCAUGAGCUGUCGGCUGUGUGACGUUAUGUAUGUGGGACAGACUCGAAAUGAUGUCAGAAGCAGAUUGCAUUCCCACCGCUAUAACAUCACACAUAACCAGAAGCGUAACACUCACGUAGUAUGCCAUUUCCGCCUGCACGGGUUACAUAACUUGAGAAUGCGGAUUUUGGAGAGCUGUGCGGGUUGGACACAAAGAGACAGGGAAAACGCGGAGAUGAGAUGGGUCAAGAGGUUGAAAACUAAAUAUCCACGAGGACUCAAUGUAACAAC
Syngnathus acus (greater pipefish) is the source of this 1373-nucleotide messenger RNA. RefSeq lists its product as uncharacterized. The record is from RefSeq and is a predicted model, not a curated record. The transcript is spliced from 2 exons. Lineage: Eukaryota; Metazoa; Chordata; Actinopteri; Syngnathiformes; Syngnathidae. The coding region runs from base 18 to 923 and encodes 301 amino acids.